Messenger RNA from Zygosaccharomyces rouxii, 498 nucleotides. RefSeq names its product E2 ubiquitin-conjugating protein UBC7 (gene UBC7). Gene Ontology annotation, cellular component: cytosol; endoplasmic reticulum. The coding region runs from base 1 to 498 and encodes 165 amino acids. NCBI's taxonomy places the organism in Eukaryota, Fungi, Ascomycota, Saccharomycetes, Saccharomycetales, Saccharomycetaceae. The record is from RefSeq and is a predicted model, not a curated record. The transcript has a single exon.
AUGUCAAAGACUGCUCAAAAACGUCUACUCAAGGAACUACAGCAACUCAUGAAGGAUUCCUCAACUGGAAUCGUGGCGGGACCACGUUCAGAGAACGAUCUGUUUGUUUGGGAUUGUUUGAUCCAAGGUCCGCCAGAUACCCCUUAUGAAGGUGGUAUUUUCAACGCUAAGCUAGAAUUCCCAAAGGAUUAUCCACUGUCGCCUCCAAAGCUUACAUUUACCCCAAGUAUUCUGCAUCCAAAUAUAUACCACAAUGGUGAAGUUUGCAUUUCUAUUCUACACUCGCCAGGUGAUGAUCCAAACAUGUACGAAUUGGCUGAAGAACGCUGGUCACCAGUACAGAGCGUAGAAAAGAUUCUUUUAAGUGUUAUGAGUAUGCUAAGUGAACCUAAUGUCGAGUCAGGCGCGAAUGUGGAUGCCUGCAUUCUUUGGAGGGAUAACAGACCGGAGUUCGAACUUCAAGUUAAGAGAUCAAUACUACAGUCUCUAGGGUUCUAA